Cavia porcellus (domestic guinea pig) is the source of this 3745-nucleotide messenger RNA. RefSeq names its product transmembrane protein 200B (gene Tmem200b). The record is from RefSeq and is a predicted model, not a curated record. NCBI's taxonomy places the organism in Eukaryota, Metazoa, Chordata, Mammalia, Rodentia, Caviidae. The transcript is spliced from 2 exons. Bases 1388 to 2311 code for a protein of 307 amino acids.
CGGGGAGUCGCGGCGCGGACUUGGAGCCCGACCGUCCGGGCGCGGUGGGGCCAGGUGAGCAGAACUAGGGGCCACGGGCUGGUCACCCACUUUCCCUAACUUUUUGUUUGGCUCCUCCCUUUCGAGGGCCUUGGUCUUCUCUCUCCCCGGGCCAGAGUGUGGGUGCGGGCGGUGACGGGACCCGGGAGUACUGGGGGCUCCGUCCGAGCAACUUCCCGAGACCAGUGGGCUGUGUGUCCAAGUGUCCGCCUCCCUGGGGUCCCCAGCGUCGCCUCAUGUCCCUCAGAGCCUUGAGGCCUGCGAACAUGUCGCCUGAAUGCUCUGCGUGCUGUGCUGUCGCCUCUUAGCAGGGAUCAGCUGGGUUAGGAGAGUGAGAUUUCAGGAGCAGGGGCUGGGUGCCAGCUCUGGUUCGAGGCGGGGUGGUCACUCCUUUGGUUUCAGGCUGGCAAAAGGGCUCCACAUUCGGGACAAGGGGGUCGACUCUCUUUUGCUCUUGGGACACUCCUGUGGCUGUGCCCAAGGCCCAGGCUCUGCGGCGUUGGGUCCUAGCCGGCCCCUGUGCUCUCCUGGGCCUCGGUUCCCAUCUGCGAACCCCGACUUUGGACACGGCUGGCCCUGAGCUCCCCGCUAGGCCCCAGGUCUCGGUGCUGCGGCCAGAGGCCAGGUCGGUCCCGCCUGCGCUUCGGGUGCGGCAGCGGCGCGGGCACAGUGCUGGGGCCUCCGCCCCGAGGCCUGGCUGGAGCUCCUAGCGCUGCAGCUGUGCGGAAACCAGAUUGGGGGCGCGGGGACGCAGACUUUGUAGGGGCCACGCCACGCACAGCCUGGCUGCCUCUGCCAGCACCAGGUCCCCCGCUCGGGCUGCGACCCGACGCAACCAGCAGCCUGGAGGGGCGUCAGCUGUGCGGGUCGGCACCCCAGGCCUCAGGCGGUGCUGCUUUGGCCCGGGACGGGGUCCACUGAGGCCUAGGGCGGAGGAGGCCGGAAAGGAGGCCAGGCGGCGCGAAAGGGAUGAUUCAUCCCGAGGAUCCCGAAUUGGAAACGCCGCAACCUAGGAGCAGCCUUGCCUGGGCCGACGGGAGAGCGGAGCGGGGAGUCGGCCGCGAGGCCCCGCGCUCAGCACUGCAGCCCCUGGCUCCGGCCGGGCCGCAGGGGCGGGGGGAGGCCUCUUCUUGCGGAGUUGAGACAAAUCCUGGACGAACUCUGCUACUGCCUCCCGUCCUCUGACUGGCUGGCCCGGUCAGGGCGGUCUUCUCGGAGUCUAGCUCGAAUCUCUCCUGCUGCAGCCCCGGCGCUGACUGAGGAAGUCUGGAAGGAGGGGGCAGGAAGGAGAGCGGGAGUCAGUGGCGCCCCCUCCUUCCCGCGCUGCGAGCGCCCGGACGACAGCGAGAUGACGGUUGGAAGCCCCGGAGACUGCGGGGAGGUGCGGAGAAGCCCCGAGGGCCGCGUCUCCCGCCUGGGCCGCCGCCUGGGCCGCCGCCGCCGCCCGCGCUCUCCGCCCGAGCCUCUGCGGGUGCGGGCGCGGCUGCGGCUGCGCUCGCCGUCGGGGGCGUUCGCGGCGCUGGGGGCGCUCGUGGUACUGGUGGGCAUGGGCAUCGCUGUGGCUGGCUACUGGCCACACCGCGCCGGAGCCCCGGGGCCCCGGGCUGCCAAUGCCAGCUUGCCUCAGGUCAGCGAGCUGCGACGCGAGGGUCGCGGUGCAGGCCGGGGCCAUGGCCCACACGAGCGGCUGCGGCUGCUGGGGCCGGUGAUCAUGGGCGUCGGCCUGUUCGUGUUUAUCUGCGCCAACACGCUUCUGUAUGAGAACCGAGACUUGGAGACGCGACGGCUCCGCCAGGGGGUGCUGCGGGCUCAGGCUCUACGACCCCCCGACGGCCCAAGCUGGGACUGUGCCCUCCUUCCCAGCCCUGGCCCCAGGACUCCCCGAGCCGUAGGCUGCGCAGAGCCAGAAAGUUGGGACCUGUCCCCGCGUCGGGGCACCUCACCCGUCCCGUCGGUGCGGAGUCUGCGUUCAGAGCCUGCCAAUCCUCGCCUGGGAUUACCUGCCCUCCUCAACAGCUACCCACUGAAGGGCCCAGGACUGGCCCCACCCUGGGGUGCACGGACCCAGACUGGCCAUGUGAUCAUCACGGUUCAGCCCUCUGGCUCCUACAUUGAACAUUCCAAGUCUCUGGACCUGGGUCUUGGGGAGCUCCUCCUGGGGGCCCCAGCGGCUCGGGACUGUGCUCACCGCAGCUGGCCACGACUGGAUCGCCUUAGUCUGGGCGGGUAUGCCAAAUUAGGGGGAAGAGGGGACUUGGGGGCCCGGGUCUGAGGGGAAAGGGGAACCUGUGAUGCUGCACCAUGGACCAUGGUAACAAGCAGAGGAUGAAAAGUCCUCCUGUCUGUCAGCUGCUUCUGUCACAUCCCUGGUUGGGAUGGAUGCUCUGGCCACAGCAGCUGCUAAGGCAUCCUGACCUGCAUGUGGGCAGAGAAGCCAGCUGCACUAGUGCUCAGUGAGCCAGAGAGGGAAUAUUGUACUGUGAGGGGCGUGGAGAUCAACAGGCGUCGGCCUCAGGAGUUUCUUCAGCCUCUGUAUGUGCCUUAGCCCUGGACAGGCACCUGAGGGGGCUGGAGGCCCAGGCCAAGGUGACUGGAAGAACCACCUGGUGUUGGCAAACCCAAAGUAGUGGGCAAGGACCUCUUAAUAUUUGGCAGGUAGGUUGGAAUGUUUCAGGCUGGGACAGACUCUGUCCAAAGUGGCACUGGUGAUAGCAUAUGGACCUCCGGGAAGAAAGAUGGCCAAUGGGGUGCAAUCGAGUCCCUCCUGUGCCAUCUGGGAUGGGGACUGAGCCCCGAACUCCCACUGCCUCACACCAUUUUUUCCCUCAGCCCCGUGGUGGGAUGCAUCCUCCAAGGGCUAACGACUGCCAACACCUCCAUGCUGAGUCUGGCCCUUCCCAGACAGGUCUGAGAAGCCUCCUUUUUUCCCCAUGGCCAGGCUGCAGACUCUCCCUCCAGCUCCCAGAAAUCCCUUUCCACAACAGUGAGCUGCGUUUCUGUCCAAUGUGGGUAGUUUACUUGAGAAAAUGGUUCAGUUUAGGUUUCUCCCACCCAGAUUUAAUUUUCCAAAAGUUGCUAGUAGAAAAGCAAUUUAAAAGCGAAUCAGUCCUCACAGACUCAGUUUUUUUUUUAAAGUUUAUUGGAAAAUGCAAUACAAGAAGCCAAGACCAAACACAUAACUAAACACUACAACCACUUUCUUACUACAGAAUGCCAAAACAGCAGACCUUAUUAUUGCCUAUGUAAUCUAAUGAUUUUGCCAAUUUGAUUUUGCUGCUAGAGUUCCUAUUUUGUCGAAAUGUAAACUACUUUGUAUGAUUCGUAAUUUUUAAAAAAAUUUACAAAGCUCCUUCAUUUUUGUCACCAAAAUAAUACAUUUGAGAGAUUUGUAAAAAUGAGUAGCCUGGGGCCAAGAUCCUGGGCAGAGAUUUCCCACGAGCACCAGAGAGGCUGGUCAGGCCUUAGCUCUGGCUUCCUUUUCCAAGCUGACAGUGGGCUCUUUACCCCUACUGCUGUCCCCCAGAAUAGAGGGGAUAGCCUGGGGGAGAUGCAGUGAAGGUGCCUGGCGGGUCCCUGCAGUCAGGCUCCCAGAGCCCUUGGCUUAUAAAUGUAGGUCUUACUCUGUGGGUGGGUGGCAGAGAUCUCACACGGUUUGAAGGAAAUUUUUAUUUCUAAAGUAAAAAUAAAAUUGCAGCUAGAGUUGUUA